UAAAAAAAAGAGUUUUGUUGAAAAAUUUCAUAUGAUUUGUUUAUAAGUUUAAUAUCAUUUGAGUCCAAUCAAAUUGCGCCAAAUACGGGAAAAAUAACUUGUAGCUUAUUGCAAAUGUUGUUUCUAUUCGCCACCAGAAUGUUUGGGAAACUCGAAAGAGUAGAUACAACUAACAAAAGAAAACUUUUAAUUCGACCCGUCUUGUUUUAUCUUUUCGUCCAGUCUUUAUAAAGCACGAAUGCAACUCUUAUCUGCCUUCAAGCACCAACCAAUUAAAUGAAAUUUCCGUAAAAUUUGUUUUGAGUUUAUAAGAGAACAAAAGAGUUAAGAAACUGAAUUUAAGAAACAAGAACUCGGGGGUCAUUCAAGGAAGAGAACACGAGAGAAGAGAUCCUAAGUUUGCUUUCAAAAUGUUUAAAAAUAUAUUGUUAAAGCUUUUGCUUUUAGGCAUUGUAAUUUCCCUAGUAGUUUCGGAGGAGAAAGCCGAAAAAAAGCAUGAAGACCACGACGAGGAGGAACAUGAUGAUGACCACGAAAAAGUGACUCCAAAAGACCACGAGAAAGAUGAAGAACAUCACGAUGAAGAGGAACAUCAUGACGAGCCAGAAAGCCACGAAGACGAACAUCACGAUGAGAAGAAAGAUGACGAACACGAAGAUGAUGAACACGAUGAAAAACAUGAUGAUGAUGAAGGAGAUCAUGAUGAAGCAAAAGACGAUGAUGAUGAUGAUGAGGAAGAUGGUGAUGAUGGUGGUGAACAUGAUUCACAUGGGGAAGAGGACGCUUUUUUAGGGGAUCACCUUAAAGACUUUAAAGGCCUUUCCGCUGAGGAUGCUAAAAAGAAGCUUAAAGAUAUCAUUACAAACGAAGUCGACCUCAAUAAAGAUGGAUUCUUGACUGAAGACGAGAUCCGCGCCAGACUACGUGCAACUACCAAACAAAACAGAAUGAAGGAGUUAAACUCUACGAUGAUAACUCAUGAUGAAGACAAGGACGGAAAAAUUUCAUGGGAAGAGUUUAAGAAACACCACUUUACCGACGGCGAUGACGACAAAGAACAAAUGAAAGAAGACGAAGAAAAGUUUAAAUAUGCUGAUGUCAAUGGAGAUGGCGGUCUUGACUUGAAAGAGUACAUGUCUUUCUACCAUCCAGGGGAUGAUGAACGCAUGUCUGCUUUUGUUAUUGCUGAAACUUUAAAGAAAUACGACGCAGACAAAGACGGUGACUUGUCGAAAGACGAGUUCUUCGCAUCCUACAAGGAUCUUAACCCCGAUGCCAAGGCUGAACUAGAAAAGGACUUCUCAAACACAUACGACAAGAACAAGGAUGGCAAACUCGAAAAAGACGAGAUCCGGAGAUGGCUGUUCCCUGACGAGGACAUGCCACUUGAAGAACCGCCAGUCAUGAUCAAAGAGGCUGAUGAUGACAAGGAUGGUAAACUGUCCAUGGAUGAAAUCAUGAAAAACCACAAAGUAUUCGUAGACGAUCCUAUGGCCAACGGAGGGGAUCACGAUGAGUUGUAAAUAAUUCUACUAUGCAACUGUGACAGAAAGACAGACAGACAGACAAGUCGAUCAAUUUCGACCUGCAUUAAGCGACCACCAGGCAAUUUCAUUAGGGGUGGUCGGUUAUCGCAGGUUAAGUGGUUUUUGCUGAAUAUUGAACAUUUUGAAAUAUCUACUUUAUUUUCAAAGUAUCUUUAAAUUUUUUAUCCAUAAACUGACCUAGAAAUUCAAUAUGAAACUGCAUUCUACUUUGGAAAUUGAAAAAAAAUAUAGCAGCGGUUUUUGGAAAGUAAUUAGGAAUAUACAAAUUACUUAAGAAAUUUGGCUCGUUUUUUAUUACCAGUAGUAAAAUCACAAUCAUUUUACUUAUUAACUUAGAAAUAAACUGUUUCAUUGCUA
Molecule: messenger RNA, 1904 nt
Organism: Actinia tenebrosa (Australian red waratah sea anemone)
Lineage: Eukaryota; Metazoa; Cnidaria; Anthozoa; Actiniaria; Actiniidae
Product: reticulocalbin-2
Cellular component (GO): endoplasmic reticulum
Molecular function (GO): calcium ion binding
Source: RefSeq, a predicted model, not a curated record